Lactuca sativa (garden lettuce) is the source of this 941-nucleotide messenger RNA. RefSeq names its product cold shock protein 2. Lineage: Eukaryota; Viridiplantae; Streptophyta; Magnoliopsida; Asterales; Asteraceae. Gene Ontology annotation, molecular function: zinc ion binding; nucleic acid binding. The record is from RefSeq and is a predicted model, not a curated record.
UAGCUUCCAAAGGUUUUAGAGGGUUUAGGGUUUCGUUAAUCUCCUCCGAUUUGGGGGUGUGUUUCAAUUUCUCCUGUUAGCUUUGCUCUGCUUUGAAAUCGAAGAAGUAAUGGCUGUCGAUGGUGCUAGGAAAUCGGGAACUGUGAAGUGGUUUAGUGAUACCAAGGGUUUUGGUUUUAUUACUCCUGAAGAUGGCGGCGAAGAUCUGUUUGUUCAUCAGUCUUCGAUCAGGGCUGAUGGUUUUAGGAGUCUAGGUGAUGGUGAGACGGUGGAGUAUGUGGUGGAGAACGGAUCUGAUGGCAGGGCGAAGGCUGCCGAUGUUACUGGUCCCGAGGAGGGGCCUGUGCAGGGAAGUAGCCGUGGAGGCGGCGGUGGCGGGGGCGGACGUGGAGGAGGCGGUGAUCGUUACGGUGGUGGAGGUGGCGGUGAUCGUUAUGGUGGAGGAGGCGGUGAUCGGUAUGGUGGUGGCGGAUAUGGUGGUCGUGGAGGACGUGGUGGUGGUGGAUACGGAGGUGGAGGCGGCGGGAACGCAUGUUUUAAGUGCGGCGAGGCUGGACAUAUGGCUAGGGAUUGUGAUCAGAACGGUGGAGGCGGAGGUGGUGGUGGCUACGGUGGUGGACGUGGAGGAUACGGCGGAGGUCGUGGUGGCGGAGGUUACGGUGGCGGAGGUCGUGGAGGCGGAGGUGGUGGCGGUUGUUACAACUGUGGAGAAGAUGGUCACUUUGCUCGUGAAUGUCCAACUGCUAGUAACCGUUGAUCUGAAAUCUGAAUGGAACUGGUAAAUUACAUCUGUGUUUUCUACCAUUAAUUUGCUUCUUAUUUUUCUGUUUUUUUGGGUUUUUUUUGUGAUUUCUAAUUUCUAUGUUUAUGAAUCCCUUGUUGAACCAUUUGGCAAAUGUUUUUAGUUCUCUUAUAUGAUAGUUUGUUCCGUUUUUGGUGCU